UGGCUGCAGACACUCAAAAGUCGAUUGAAAACGAAAACAUUUCCAUCAAUUCAUGAUUAUCUCCGGUGUUUAGCAAAAAUUUCGUGUUUCAGUGCAAAAUGAUCAAUCUAUCACGUUUCGCAAAAUAUCUGGACCGAUUAUCGAUGGUCAACAAUGGUGCCAAAAAUCUGGCACCAACAUUAUCGGCUAUGAAUAACUUGUCUGUUGAGCAACGGCGUUUUGCUAAAAAAUGGUAUCCAGACAAACAAUACUUUCAAGAAUUUGAAGACGAAUGCUUUUUAGUUCAACAAGAAUAUCCUGGAAAAAUUUCAAGAAAUGUCACUAGAUUAAAUCCUCAAAUGAGAUUUCGAAACGUUGUAAUCAAUUUUGGUCCACAACAUCCAGCUGCACACGGUGUGUUAAGAUUGGCUCUUGAACUUCGUGGUGAAUAUGUAAUUCGUGCUGAUCCUCAUAUCGGUCUUCUUCACAGAGGAACCGAAAAACUAAUGGAAUAUAAAACAUAUACGCAAGCUUUGCCAUAUAUGGAUCGGCUUGAUUAUGUAUCAAUGAUGACUAACGAACAAUGUUAUGCUUUGGCAAUCGAAAAAAUGUUGAAUAUUAGAGCACCAAAACGAGCACAAUAUAUUCGAGUUUUAUUUGGUGAAAUAACUAGGAUUUUAAAUCAUCUAAUGGCCAUCGGUACUCAUGCUCUUGAUGUUGGUGCAUUGACACCAUUCUUUUGGCUUUUCGAAGAACGAGAAAAAUUGAUGGAAUUUUAUGAACGAGUAAGUGGUGCCAGAAUGCAUGCUGCAUAUGUUCGUCCUGGAGGGGUAUCCCAAGAUUUACCAAUCGGCCUUAUGGAUGAUAUAUACACAUGGGCAUUAAAUUUUGUCCAACGUGUUGAUGAAAUAGAAGAUUUGCUUACCGAAAGCCCUAUCUGGAAGGAUCGUACUGUUGAUAUUGGUAUCGUUUCGGCUGAAGAUGCUCUAAAUUUUGGUUUCAGUGGUGUCAUGUUACGAGGUAGUGGAAUCAAAUGGGAUCUACGUAAAACUCAACCAUAUGAUUCGUAUGAAGAAUUCGAUUUUGAUGUGCCCAUCGGUAUCAAUGGUGAUUGUUAUGACAGAUACCUGUGCCGCAUGCACGAAAUGCGUCAAUCAAUCCGUAUAAUCAACCAAGCAUUGAAUAAUAUGCCACCAGGUGAAAUCAAAAUUGAUGAUAACAAAAUUGUGCCACCAAGUCGUGCAGAAAUGAAAAAUUCAAUGGAAGCUCUUAUCCAUCAUUUCAAAUUGUUCACCGAAGGUUAUCAAGUUCCAGCUGGUUCAACCUAUACUGCAAUCGAAGCUCCGAAAGGUGAAUUCGGAUUGUAUAUCGUUAGCGAUGGCACAUCGCGGCCAUAUCGAUGCAAAAUUAAAGCACCUGGAUUUGCUCAUCUUGCCGCUCUUGAUCAUAUCGGUAAAAACCUUUUCCUUGCCGAUAUUGUCGCCAUCAUAGGUACACUGGACAUUGUGUUUGGUGAAGUUGAUAGAUAGACAAUUAAAGUUGUUUUGUGUUGUAUAAAGUGAGAAAUAUUAAAAAAUCAAAUUUUAUCUAAUUAUUAAAAUAGUUUUUAUUAUUA
Messenger RNA from Dermatophagoides farinae (American house dust mite), 1594 nucleotides. It is a transcript of the gene ND-49, whose product is annotated as NADH dehydrogenase (ubiquinone) 49 kDa subunit. Gene Ontology annotation, biological process: mitochondrial electron transport, NADH to ubiquinone. The record is from RefSeq and is a predicted model, not a curated record. Lineage: Eukaryota; Metazoa; Arthropoda; Arachnida; Sarcoptiformes; Pyroglyphidae. Gene Ontology annotation, molecular function: oxidoreductase activity, acting on NAD(P)H; quinone binding; NAD binding. Gene Ontology annotation, cellular component: respiratory chain complex I.